AUGGUCGCUAACAAAUACAACAGUUUCGGGAGAGGCUCCUCAGCAGCCUGUUGCGUCGCGCAAGAGCGACUGAUAGAAUCAUACAUCUCCGAGAAUGGCACGGAUCCGGUGACUGGAGAGGACCUUACCGUCGAGGAUCUGGUCGAGCUCAAGCAAGCUCGCGUCGUUCGCCCUAGACCCCCGACAUUGACCUCGAUUCCCGCUCUCCUCUCCACCUUCCAGAACGAAUGGGAUGCUCUUGUCCUCGAGACCUACCAACUCAAGCAGCAGCUCGCCGAGACGCGCCAGGAGCUCAGUACCGCUCUCUACUACAGUGAUUCCGCCGAGAAGGUCAUCGCACGUCUACAAAAAGAGAGAGACGAAGCCAGAGAUGCUUUGGCCAAGAUCUCCGUUACCUCGACUUCGAAUAGCGCAAAUGGAGAUGCCAUGCAGGUGGAUGGACAAGGCUUGCCCGAGGCCAUUGUCGCAAAGAUCGAGCAGACACAAACGGAGUGCGUUCAUCGAAAAGAUCCGAGAAAGUCUUACCUGCUAACAUGCUACUAUCAGANNUUGUCGUCAACACGACGAAAGCGCCCAACACCCGAAGGCUGGGCAACCNCCGACUCCCUGCAGGCCAUGCAAUCUACUCAGAACUCGGAGCCCUUGUACCCUGGUGGCCGUUCGAUCGCUGUCAACGAGACAGGCGACCUGGCACUUGUCGGAGGUAGCGACGGCGUAGUUGGCGUCUACUCAGUAUCACAAGGAGAGGUUGUCCAAACAUUGAAGUGCGGUGGUGGUUCUGUUACCGAUGCUGUUUGGUACGGCAACAAGCCCGUGGUUGCCCUCUCGACUGGUGCAGUCAAGAUCUUCGACAACGGAGCCGAGGUUGCUAGCUUCGACCGCCAUGCAGGUGCAGUCGGUGCAGUUGCUCUGCAUCCGUGCGGAGACAUUCUGGCCUCGGUCGGUAUGGACAAGAGCUACGUCCUCUACGACUUGCAGUCGCUUCAGCCUAUUACACAGGUUUCUACUGAUUCUGGUGUGUCUAUUUGCAGAAAAGAUCAAAGUCAGGCGCUAACUGUUUCCANNGAACUCACAACUGCCGCAUUCCACCCAGACGGACACCUCUUCGCAGCCGGCAGCAACAAGGGAACGAUCAAGCUUUUCGAUGUCAAGACGUCAGAGAACGUGGCCAACUUCGACUCGACUUUCGGACAAUCACCUCUUCAGACAGUGUCCUUCUCGGAGAACGGCACAUGGCUUGUAUCGGCAGUGCAAGGACAGACCAGCGUCAGCGUCUGGGACUUGCGCAAGAUGGCAGAGAUCAAGACAAUCGACCUGGGCACAGCGGUUACUGGAGUCAGCUGGGAUUACACUGGACAGUACCUCGCAGCAUGCGGACAGGGCUUUGUGGCAGUCGAGCAUUACGCCAAGAGCUCAAAGAGCUGGUCAGAGCCGUUCAGAAAGGCACUGAACGCAGUCGACGUGAAAUGGGGACCCAAGGCUCAGAGUUUGGUUGCAUUGGCGACGGACGGCAGCGUCAGCAUCUUGUCUUCGUAA
This is a messenger RNA of Aureobasidium vineae, 1536 nucleotides long. The record is from the annotation of a GenBank genome assembly. Lineage: Eukaryota; Fungi; Ascomycota; Dothideomycetes; Dothideales; Saccotheciaceae.